This is a messenger RNA of Penicillium daleae, 804 nucleotides long. Its product is annotated as zinc-binding alcohol dehydrogenase family protein. Gene Ontology annotation, molecular function: oxidoreductase activity, acting on NAD(P)H. NCBI's taxonomy places the organism in Eukaryota, Fungi, Ascomycota, Eurotiomycetes, Eurotiales, Aspergillaceae. The coding region runs from base 1 to 804 and encodes 267 amino acids. The record is from RefSeq and is a predicted model, not a curated record. The transcript is spliced from 4 exons.
AUGGAGAUCGGAGACAGAUGCAAGACUUGGACGGUCGGUGGUCGUGUAGCUGGAUUUGUACAUGCGUGUCAUGCUGCCAACUAUGCGAACGGAGCCUUCCGGGAAUAUCUGUUAGCAGAUGCGGACCUUGUGAUGCGUCUGCCAGAUCAUCUCUCUUUUGCAGAAGCUUCGACACUCGGCAUGGGGGUUAGCACUGCUGCACAGGCACUGUAUCAGUGGCUUCCUCUGCCGUUGCCUACCUGCGAUCCAACAAUGUCUGAUCAGAAUAUUCUCAUAUAUGGUGGAAGCACCGCGACUGGGAGCAUUGCCAUACAAUUAGCGAAACUCUCAGGACUCAGGGUCAUCACGACCUGCUCACAGCAACACAUCUCUUGGCUUCGAUCGCUAGGAGCUGAUGAGGUCAUUGAUUAUCGCGACCUCAGCGCCACCGAGACAAUAAGGUCAUUGCCCGAGUCGCUUAUAUAUGCAGGGUUGAUGGCAUCGACAGAAGAGCCGCCACGACCGGAGUUUCUGCCUGCCUCUACCCACAUUCACAGUGUCUGGAAUAUUGUUUACACAUGCUUUGGAAGACGCUUUACGAUGAACAAAGAGGAAAUGGGACUGAAACGAACAUCGGAGGCGUCCAACGUGGACAAAAACUUUAUGGUUACAUUUUAUUGGCGGGUUGAGCAAUUUCUUCAAAAUAAGCUGUUGAGACCCAUGCCUAUUGAAAUUCGCAAAGGAGGGCUUGCGGGUGUUUUGGAAGGGGUCUCCGAGGUUCGCAAAGGGGCCGUUCGAGGGAAGAAAUUGGUUUAUGAGCUAUGA